AUGGCAACAGACGAUCUUUCCAUUCCAACCCACACCGCCAUCUCCCCAGCUCCCCGAGAUAUCGCAAAAAUACAGCAGCAAGAAAAGUCCAACAUACUCCCAUCCUUCACCGCCAGCACCGCCUUCCGCCUCGGCACAGCCCUAAGAACCCGCCUCCUGACCUUCCCCUCCCCCUGCGUAAUUUCAAUCACAACCCCCUCAACCCCACCACAUAUCCUCUUCCAUAGCGUCACCGCCGAUGGCACAACCCUCGACAACGACUACUGGGUUGCUAGGAAGCGUAACAGCGUCGUGCGUUGGGGCGUGAGUACGUGGCAGCUGCAUAACAAGUACGAAGGCGACGAGAACAAGUUCAAAGCAAGGGCGGGGCUGGGGGACAGGGCAGCCGAGUAUGCGAUUCAUGGGGGUGGGGUACCGGUCUUCGUAAAGGGUGUGGAUGGGUUUGUGGCAGUGUGUGUAGUGAGUGGGUUGAAGCAGUGGGAUGACCAUCAGGUUGUCAUUGAAGAAUUGGCCAAGUUGAAAGAAGAGCUGGAGAGGCCAGGCACGCAGUAG
Messenger RNA from Plenodomus lingam JN3, 552 nucleotides. RefSeq lists its product as uncharacterized. Gene Ontology annotation, biological process: post-translational protein targeting to endoplasmic reticulum membrane. Lineage: Eukaryota; Fungi; Ascomycota; Dothideomycetes; Pleosporales; Leptosphaeriaceae. The record is from RefSeq and is a predicted model, not a curated record. Gene Ontology annotation, cellular component: TRC complex.